Apis dorsata (giant honeybee) is the source of this 6389-nucleotide messenger RNA. RefSeq lists its product as uncharacterized. The transcript has 9 exons. The coding region runs from base 567 to 5222 and encodes 1551 amino acids. NCBI's taxonomy places the organism in Eukaryota, Metazoa, Arthropoda, Insecta, Hymenoptera, Apidae. The record is from RefSeq and is a predicted model, not a curated record.
AAACAGAAUUAGAUUCUAAUGAAUGAUUAAAACUUGUUGAUUUCUAUCCCAUCCAUGAAUCAAAAGAAGUAAUAGUCAUGAAAACAUCUAUAUAGAAGUACGAAUAGUGAUUGUUUGACGAUUGUUAUAUCUCCUUUAAACGGUAAACAUCUUUUAAAUGAGUAAAACUCUUUAAGAAUAUUUCUUUCUGUGAUUUAAACAACAAUAACAGUCAUUUUGAGAUAUACAGAAAAUGGAUUUUACAGAAAAAACAUAACUAUGUGCUUAAAUUAAUUAUGAAUAAGAAAGUGAUUUUACGAAAAAAAAGAACAUAAAACAAAGACAAAUAAACUAAAAAAAGUAUUGCGAUGUGCGCGUGGUAUAGAUAAUAGUCAAAUGAUAUUGAAGAAUAUUUAGAGGAAAAAACUAUUAAAUAGAAACAAACAUCAAUUUUAACCGAUUGUAUGCAUUGCAUGUACAAUGUGUCAAUGUGUUAAGUGUGUGUUUAAGGUUAAAUCAUUCGUGAUGAACCACGUGCGGAUAUAUAUUUAUAUGGCGCGAAUUUCAAACAUGAUACCAAAAAGGAAAUGAUUAAAAAUAAUGGAAAACUAAAAUUGAACAAUGAUGAAUCAAAACUAUCUAUUAUUGAAUUAUUUCCAUGGAUAUUAGAAUUUAGAAAAAUGUGUAAAUGUAUACAUACAGAGAAAAGUAUGGCAUCUUUAAAAGAACUUAUGAAAUUUUAUUUAAGAAAUAUAAGUGUCAGUGUAAAUGAGUGUUACACAAGGCCUUUGAGAGCUGGAAAAUUAAAGGAUUUUAUUAGUGACUCUUUAAUGUUAUUCUUAUAUAUUUACCGUGAACUUUCUAAGGAUUGUGAUAGGUUCAGUUAUUUAAAUAUUAUGUCAGAUUUAUUAGCAUUCUAUAUAGAUAUGGAAUUAAAAGCAUCUAGAAAAAGCAGAGAGGAUCAUGAUAAAAUUUGUGCAAGGAUUACUUCCUGUCUAUAUGUUUAUCUAGAACAUUCCAUGGAUUAUUUAUUAGAUACAUUGAUGAAAAUACAAUUUAUGUGUCGCAGUUAUCAUCAUAUUUUAGAUCCAAUUAUGACGAAAAUAAUAAAAAGUAUUCCCAUACAUCCAGAAUCAGAUAUAAUGUAUAUCCGUUACUUUUUUAUUUAUCGUUUGUGGAGAAAAAUAAAUGAAAAUGUAGCUAUAAAAAAUCAAAUAACAACUGCAGCAAUUGCAUCUCUGGGGCCAUUGCCAUUAACAUUUUCAUCAAGUAUAUUAGAAGAUGUAUUGCCAAAAGUGCCAAAGAGUCAACCAAAUUCUACAAAGUCUCUUCUACAACAAAAAUUUGAUAUAAAGAAACAUUGUGUAAUGUUUACACAAUAUUGCAAAGAAAACAAUGGAAGUGUAUACCAGAAGGACGGACUUGCAACUCCCAUUGAUUCGUCCAGUAGAAUUAAUUCAAAAAUGCCGGAAGAUAUCGUUAAGGAAGAUGUAGAAUAUAUAGAUAAUAACAUAAAUUCAAUUAUUUCAAAUAAAAAUAAACAAAAUGAAUCUAUUUCUUUGCUAAAAACUUUUAAAUCUCUAAAUUUGGAAAAACAAACUAGUUUUAAAUGUUUAGGUACGUUUUCGAAUAAUAUUUCUACAAAACAUGUUAAUUCUAAAACAAUGAAAUCAAACAAAAAUCGUUUGCGGAGAAAAUGUAAAAAGACCAAUGAGAUUGUAGUUAUUGACUUAACUAGCGAUGUAGUGCUUGAAAAAUGUAUAAAGAAAAGGAAAUCUAGAAAAUUAGCAUGGUUAGAAGAGGCAAAGAAGAACAUCGAUUUGAAGAUAAUGACAGCAUCACAGAAGAAAAAAAAGCAAAAAAAUAAUAUUUCACGAAGUAUUAGUCAUCAAUUGGAAGAAUCAUCUCAAUUAGAGGAUGCCACAGAAAAUCUUAAUAAAAAACAAGAAUCGAACCAGAUGGUUAUUGAUGUUAAAAAUAGCGAAAAUGAUAAAAAAUUGAUAGCUUGUACAGAAAACAUAACAAAAUCAAUCGAUAUAGAAGUCAAUACUAAAAAAACACAAAUUAAAACAUCUACAAUAACUAAUAAAGCAGUUUUGACUGAGAUACUCUCAUUAAAAAAGCAAGUAUCAAAAGUUUCAAAUAACAUUGUUAAUAGUAAUUGUUUAAGUAACAGAGAUAAUUCGAAUAUACAAAAUGAAGAAAAAAAAGAUGAUAGAUUUAAUAAACAAACUGUGAUCAAGCGACUGGUAGAAACAGAUGAUUUCUCAGAACCUGAAACACGCGAAAAACUUGAAAGUUUUAAAAAAGUCUGUGAUCUAGAAACAGAAUGCCCAGGUGUAAAUAGUAUCACAAUAUGUACUCCAUAUAAUUCCAAAGAUAAUGCCGUUAAUUCUACUCAUUCUAAUUUCAAUGUAAUUAAUGAUGAAAUAAUCGAUAAGAUAACAGUAUCGAGAAAUACAGAAAAAAGUAAUCAAAAUAUCCCGAAUAACAAAACAUUAGAUGUUUGUUUCAAUAAAACAAUUCUUGAAUCUGAUUAUUCUAAUAAGAUAUUUAAUUCUGAGAUUAGAUGUGAAGAAUUAAUUACGGCGCAAAAUAAUAAAACUGAAACGAUUUCUACUGAAACAAUAAAGAAUAUUGAAGCAUCUUCUGUUAAAAGUUUAUUAAAUUAUAAAGAAAAACAAGAGUCAUCACGUGUGUUUGUCAAAAUUUCAAUGCAAGAAAAGUCUGAAUCACAAAUGGAAUCGAAAUCAUCAAAAUGUACAAACAAAGUAAAAAAUGAAUUCUGCCCGCGAACAGAAUUAGAAAUUUGUAAAGAAAUAAACAAGAAUAUAAAAGAAGAUAAAUCAAGCAUCGCUAAUAUCAGAGAAUCUAUUUUCGAAUCUUAUUCUAUGGAUAAGAAAAAUAUUUCUAAUACAAAUAAUGCAACGUGCCCGAAUGAAAAUAUUGAGAAUAAUAAAAAUUCUUGUAUUGAUACAAACUUUAAGAAAUGUAUAGAUGAUAUAAUAGAAAACAAGUACGAUGGUAAGUUUGAAAAAUAUACUAAUAAGGAAGAUAUUUCUUGCGAAUCUAACGAAAUAUCUUCUGUGUCAUCGAAAAUAGAAACAAAUGAAUGUAGUAAAAUAAUAGAAGAAAAAAAUGUGAAUAAUGUUGCCAAAAAUAAAUACAUCACUCAAGAAUUACAAGACAAUAUCGAUGGUUUAUCGUUGUUGGCUAGUGUUUCGCAACACAUACCCCAUUUGAAGCCUGAAUCUGAUAUAAAAUGUGAUCAAAUAAAAGUAAAAGAUUACGCAUCUUUAAGAUAUGCGUGUUAUAAUCAAAUUACUGACGAUGAGGCAGAUACAAAUGAUUCGUCAAACACUGUUUCUCAAUUGCUCGAAAAUCCAUCCACAGAAAUUAUCAAUAGAAUCGUCGGCAUUUAUCCUGAAGAUGCCUUAGAUGUUGCCCUUCAUGUAGAAGUAACAUCUAAUGAAACAAAUAAUGGAAAUAAUGAUAGCGAAUUGUGUAAAGUCAUAUUUCAACCGGAAACAAAUCUAAAUUAUGACACAGAUGCAUUAACACAUAAUUUAACUCCUAUAGAAAAUAAUGUUCAAACCGUGAAAGAAAAUACAAAUGUAAUACUAAACGGAGAAACUGUAGUUUUAUUGCAAAAAUCUCCUAAUAGCAAUCUGUACAUUAUAAACAAAGCAGUCGAAAAUUCUAAAGAUCACAAUAAUGAUGAAGAAAAUAAUAGAUUAAAGGAAAAAAAUUGGAUAUCUCAAACUGAAGACUGUGGACAAUUUGAAACUUUAUCUUCUUUAGAUCAUGUAUCAUGUAAUUUGGAUUUAAUUCCGUAUCAAGAGAACAAGUGUUCCAUAGUGCGAGGUAAAGGAAUAAAAAUAGAAUGGGAAGAUAAUUUUUCAGAUAUGAAAACAUAUUCCACGAAGUUAUCAACUGACAUGCUCUCUAUAAAUUCACAAAUAUAUCAAGAUAUAAAUAUUAUGAACAAAUCGAUAGACAAGAGGAAAUCAAAUUCUACUUUUCGGCAAAAUAUCAAGCAAGAGUUCAAUAUCUCCAAUCACAUAGCAUCGAACUGUGCAAUUCCAGGAUUCAGUGGAAUUCACUCGCAUCCACGAGAAGUUGAUAAUCAACACCCCUUACAUAUUCCCGCCACUCAUCCAACGACCUUACCAGCGAUUUAUGGAAAUUGUGCUGACAACACGGAAUUGUGUGUACCAUAUCAUAAACAUUGCACUUCAGUAUCGUGUAAUUUGCAAAUUAAUGCCACUUCUUCCCUUUAUUCGCAUGCGAAAUCGGGCAAUCCGUGUGGAAGAUCGCAUUGUUCUUGUUUAAAUUGUACUUAUGAUAUCGUUGCGCAUUGCAGACAAUGUAUGCACCCGACAUCGGAUUCUCAUGUGUCUUGUAUCGAAAGUAGUCCGUAUUUCUUGUCAACGCACUCUUCAGUACAAAGCCCUGCCGUCCAAGAGCAUGACAGAGCAAAGAAUGAGGUCAUAGAAAAAUUAUACGAUGAUCAAUUAUUGUGUAAGAUAGAGAAAAAUCUUUUGAAAAAUAAUUCAUUGGAAAAACUGGAAGUACAAUGUGAUUCUGAAAGAAUGUUUAAUAAAGCUGCAGAAAAUAAAUUACCUUUGAAGAAAAGGCUGAAAGCGCAUGCAAUGGCAUAUGGUGAAGUACAGAUAAAAGCAAAAAAUAUAGAUAAUUAUCCUGCUAUGCCUAUGAUGUCCAUAGCUGCUUUAGAAGCAUUGGACAAUACGCGAAAAGGAUCCGAUCAAAUCGUUAAAUCUGAAUACGAAGUGUCUGUUACUAAAAAAGAAGAAUCACAUAAUGACUAUCAUUGUAAUUCAAAUUUGAUAAGAAGAAAUUAUUAUAAGGAUAUGCAUGUUGCCAAUUCACAUCAGAAUCUCGCAAAAGAAAAUACAAGAAAGAUUGAAUGUCAAUUUCGAUCGACAAAUAAUCAGACUAAUAAUACGAUAUGUCAGGAAUCUUGUCUUCAGAGGACAGUUAAAACAUCUGCGCAACGGAAAGAAAUCAAUCUGUCAGACAUGACAUCUUUAAAGCAAUUUGAGAUAGAACCGAUAGAACAAGAAGGAACGUACAAAAAAAUAAAGAAAACACAGUCGCCUCUACGGCAAACAAGAAGCUCAAAACGAAACGUUCCUAAAGUAAAUUAUUCUUACACCGAUGUUGAUCCAGAAUGGAAUCCGUCCGGUGAGUCAAAACGCAAACGUAAAAAGACUAGUCGAUGAUCGAUAUCGCCUCAUUAUGAAAAUUCGUUACCGUAAGAAAUUUUUCUGAAAUUUAAAUGAAUGAGUGAACAUUAAUCUUAUAAGACUGUGGCAUCGUAAACUUGUAUAUAUAUUGUAUAAAUGGGAAGAUAUAUCAUCUCGAGAAAAUAUUUGCAUAUUGGCGAUAGUACUGGCAUAGUACAACACCCGAAGAUUAACAAAUUAGCGUAAUUUUUCGAAGAGUUUCAAGCAACAAUAUGAAAGAUGUAUAGAUUUUGCAGAUCGUACCUGUAUUUUGUUGAACAUAGACAAUUUGGUACUAAAAUGAUAAGAUAUUCUUUAAUGUUUAUAAUUUGCUUUGUAUAAAGCUAUGCAGUAUUAUAUUACAUUUUAUCAGAUUUUGAUGACUAAUUAAUUUCGAUAGAAUAGAAUCCUAAUAAUUUUAAUUAGACUGAGUAUGAUAGAUAUCGUAUAGAAUGCAAAAUUUCAUUGUUUAUAGAGUAAUUAAAAUGUUUUAUAUAUUCAGAUAAAAAAACUACUUUUGUACAUAAUUAUAUAAAUGUAAUAUAGUAAUUUAAAAUAAUUUUAUGCAAACGUUUCAAUUUUAUAACUCUUAUAUAUGGAAGUUUAAUGACAUAAGAUUAUUUAAAUUCAGCGAAAUAAGAAAUCCAGGCUGAUGACAUUAUAAUUUACUAAAAAAAUAUUAAUAGAUUAAUUAUUUCCUCAUACUGGAAAAUUUCAAGGAAAUGCUUAAUUCCAAAAUGUGAUGUCAAUAAAUUUGCCAAAUAACAUAGAAGUAAUAGUAUCAUCAUACAAGAGUAGAAUAUAAAAUAUUAACUUCCUUUAAACUUUUAAUCUGUCCUCUUAAUACAUAUAGCAACAUUAUUUGUUAAAAAUGUACUCUUAGAUAUCACAAUGCAAGUAGCAUAGCUAGUCAUCACUUUUAAUUAUGAAAUAAUGUCAUCAUUUUUAAUUAUGAAUUAAAUUUAAUAUUUUGAUUUAUAUAAAAUAGAAUUUACAAAAAUUAACAUAUAUUCAAAAUUUUCAGUUUGAAAAUGGAAACAUCACAUAAAAUUAAAAAGAUGUACUUAGAUUUUAUAUACUUACCAAAAUGAUAGAGCUUUAUCACAUAAAAAAUCAUUCGAUAUAAUAUCCAAAUUUAUAAUAUAAAUUUAUAAUUUAUACUUU